Messenger RNA from Drosophila pseudoobscura, 2665 nucleotides. RefSeq names its product Mitotic arrest-deficient 1 (gene Mad1). Gene Ontology annotation, cellular component: kinetochore; mitotic spindle; nuclear envelope. Gene Ontology annotation, biological process: attachment of mitotic spindle microtubules to kinetochore; mitotic spindle assembly checkpoint signaling. NCBI's taxonomy places the organism in Eukaryota, Metazoa, Arthropoda, Insecta, Diptera, Drosophilidae. The transcript is spliced from 3 exons. The record is from RefSeq and is a predicted model, not a curated record. Bases 106 to 2310 code for a protein of 734 amino acids.
GACGAUAUAUCGAUAAGAUUUUCGAUAACCGGUCGGAAGCAACUGUAAACAAUAAAAUUAUUUCAUUUGUUUAAAAAAAUUAAAAUUCUGAAAAUUGAAGUCGCCAUGGACGACAUACGCAGCAGCCUGGACAAUAUGGUGGACCAUUUCAACGACAGCAUCACCCACUCGGCGCCCAAGAAGCUACUGUUCAACCGUCUUUCGAUUUCGCUGAGCGACGAUUCCGCGUCAUUGCCAAAAAAGCGACGCGUGGAGCAGGAGUCGCCGAACUGCAGCCUCAACAGCACCACCGACUCCACCAACAACUCGGCGUCCGACUCGAAUGGGACCUGGAAGAUGAACAAAUUGCGCGCGGAGCUCAUCGAGACAAAGGCGCGUCUCAGCCAGGUGCAAGACCAGCUGAAGCAGAACGAAACGAAGCGUCGCAUGGAGCUGUCGCUGGCCGAAAGCAAGGUAUCCGCCUUGAAAAGUCAGUGCGACUUCACCAGCCAGAAGCUUCUGGAUCUGACGAAGGAUAUAGAAAAUAAGCGCGGGCUAGAAAACAGCUACAAAGAGGAAGCGCGGCGUGCCAAGGCAGAGUUGGCAGGGUUGAAGCUGAAGUACGAUGAGACCGUCAAUAAGCUGAAGAACGAGAAGUCGCAGCAGGAGCAAGACGCCCGUGAUGUUCAGCUCUGCAUCAACAACGAGCUGGGCGACUACCGGCGACAGGCCCAGCGCGCCGAACUGGAGCUGCAGUCGACUCUCAAGGAGCUUGAGUGCAUCCGGCAGCGCCACGACGAGUACAAGGCUCGUAUGUCAGGCUACGAGGAGUUGAGAGCUAACUUCGAGAAGCAGCAGCAGAGCCUGAAAGUGGCUGAUGAGCGCAUCAAGGAGCUGGAGUUCGAGAUCCAGUCGUACACGGACUGGAAGCAGGUGACCAAAGUCUCGCAGGAGCGUCUGGCCAGCAUUCCCGAAAUGGACUCCGAGCUGCAACGUUUACGCGUCCAUAACAAGCAGCUGAACAAGAUUAUUGGCGACAAACUGCUGCUCGAGGAGCAGGUUCACGAGUACAAGGCGCGGCUGGACAAGGAGGAGGGGUCUCGCGCCGAGGCGGCCGCGCUGCAGGUGAAGCUUUCGCACACGGAGCGGGAGCUCAAGGAGUGGGUCAAGGUCGCCCAGGAUCACUGUCUGGCCAACACUCUGGUCAGCCCUGUGACCCUGCGCUCCCGCAUCGAGCAGCUGCUUCAAGGGGACAUAGUCCAUGUAUCCGAGAAAUACGCCUCCGAAUCGGAGUCCAAACAGAUGCGCAAUCUUGUGCGGGACUUGGAACAAAAGAUCCGGGUCUACCUCAAGAACAUCGAGGAUCUGAACAUGAGCUUAAAGCGGCACAAGAACUUCAAGGACCGUCUACAGCGCAAGCUGCGCACGGUGUCCAGGGAGCGCGACUUUUACAAGCAGAUGGUGGACAAUUUCGACAAGGAUCUGACCAUGAGCAAUGCAAGCGUGGCUGAGAUGACACAGGACAUGCAGGUGCGCUAUCGCGUUGAUGUCCUGGAGCGCACGUUGACUGGCUACAAGGAUCUGUGUACCACACUGGACCGUGAGAUCCAGGCCAUGCGCGAACAGGAGCAGCUCAGUGAUCCGUCUAGCGAGGACUAUGAAAACGUGAAGAAGGAACUGGACACGCUGCGCCUCGAAAACGACCGCCUACGCAGGCGCAAGGAAGAGCAGGAGCUGGAGAUAAUGCAACGUUGUCUGCGCCAGGACAUCGGCCCGCCCAUCAGCAAGGUGGUGCAUCUCGUUGACAAUCCCGCCGCCGAGGCCUACGAGUCGUCCAAGAACAUGCUCGAGAAGCUGCAGGCCGAGAUCGAGCGUCUGAAGCGGCACAACAAGAAGCUCGAGGAUGCCAACGAGCAGCACCUGAAUGAGACCACCACCAGCACGGGGGGCAUGACCAUGAACUUCAAGGAGCUGAACAAGCUGCGCGCCGAGCUCGAGUCGGCCAACGCCAAGCUGGGCAAGACGAAGGAACACUUUAUGGCGGCCAGAAAGGAGUUCCGCGACGUUGUCUAUAUGCUCCUCGGCUACCGCAUCGAUCGCGUUGGCUACAAGAGCAACUAUCGCGUUACGAGCAUGUAUGCGGAGAGUCCCGACGACUAUUUCUCCAUCGCCCUAAGCGAAAGCAACGAUCUGGCCCUGCUCGAAACCCCCUACUCGGAGACACUACAGCCAGCCCUCGACCAGCAGCUGGCAGCCAAUAACUCAUUCCCCCCAUUCUUCUCUUCCCUCACACUGGAUCUGUUCCAGCGAGCCACCGUCACGAUGACCUAACGGAGGAACUCUAGAUACUUUGCCUUUAUUUAACUCUUAGGUUAAAUUAGUUUUACCUAUGCCUUUGAUUUUAGUCCACUUGGGAUGGUCUUUGGACUACUUGUCGAUAAUAAAUUCUAUAUGGCAGUGUAAGAGGGGUGUGGAAAUGUAUUUGCCAAAUUAAAAUGAGUUAAAUUUGUCUGUGGAAGAAAUAAGCAGAGUUUCAGAUUAGCCUGCGCCAUAGGCAUCUGUGCUCAUUUGCUAAGUUGUAUCAUUUCCUUUAAUUGUGUGCUAAUACUUAAUUGAUUCCAUCAGAUAUGCGACUAAAUAAGAUACAAUAUUAUCUAUAAGAUUAAUUAAACACCGCUCGAUACUA